Molecule: messenger RNA, 19459 nt
Organism: Cinara cedri
Lineage: Eukaryota; Metazoa; Arthropoda; Insecta; Hemiptera; Aphididae
Source: the annotation of a GenBank genome assembly
UAUAAACGAGUAGGUCGAUCUAUACACUUUAAAAAUAUUCUAUAGGUUCUGAUUUUAUUUUUUUUACAACGAUUUUAACACAUUUUCAAUAAAAGUAUGUUUUUAUCACGUCUAAUAUUGCUUAUACUAUUACAACAGUCAUUCAUCGCCAGAACUAGUAAGUAAUAAAUUAAUACAUUGAAAAUUUCGUAUUUUACAUAAUGUGAAGAAAUUACAAAUAUAAAGUAUAAGUUACGUUUAUAGACGAGUAAUAUAUUAUACUAGCAAUAAUGAUUAAACUUCACAAAUUAGUGUUAUUAAAAAUAAUAAUUUUGUAAUCUGUUUAGUUUCUCAAAUAGUAGGAGAUUCGGCUAAAAUACCUCAAAUAUCUCAAACACCUCAAUCGAUAUGUUCUUAUAGAAUAACGUGUGAUAUCAAAAUGAAAAGAGAUGACAUGGAUCAGGUGUCUCCAUUAUGUACAGCACUUGCAUCAUCCAACAACACUGAAGGUUGGUUUAUAUUGAUAUUUAUAAUUUUUAUAAUUCGGCAAUUUCAAAGAACCUAAAGAUUAAUUUAAAGUUAAAAGUUUUUUUAACAAGUUUUUCGUCACGAGAAGUAUGUAGGUUUUUGAUAAAUGAUUUACUACUAUGUUAUUAUUAUUAUAUCAUAAUAUGUCAUGUCAAUUAAAAACAGUGUAGAAUAAAGCCUAAUUCACACUUGCAUGGCACGGCAUAAGGCGGCAUAACGCGGCAUAACACGGCAUAACACGACAAACAAAAAUGAGAAAUUUAUAUGUGAUUGACCAGUAAUGCCAGAUACAUACAUAGUUAUACUACUUAAAAUCAAUAUUAGUUUGAUUACAGUUUUUGUUUUGAUCAGUUUUUUUUUUUAUUUUAACUCUUUUUCGGCACGAGAAGGGUUGAGUUAUAGAGUUAAAAUGUUUACAACAUUAUGUUUUUCCAUCACUUAAAAAAUAUAUAUAAACAUUUUAAAUUUCAUAAUGAAGUGCUUUUGGAUCAACCUAAUUUAUUUUUACUAUAUAAAAUAUAUUUAAAUAUAUAUAAAAAUAUGUAUGUUUCAAUUUAAUUAAAUUUUUUAACAGAACAAAACAAUUAUUUGCUAGAAUGUUUUGUUAUAUGGAUAAGUAUGUAUUAUCGUAAACAAUUAUAAUGCUAGAAUAUUUUUUCGUAUCUUGCCGUGCCGUAUGCUCUAACCGUGCAAAUCGGAAUUAAGACAAAUAAAAUUAAAAAAGAGUAGAUAUUGUUGAUGGAUGCGCUACUAUUGGAAGUAAGAAGUUAGGAAGAUUAGAUACAUAAGGUUAUUUAAUUUAAAUCUGUAACGAAAGAUAAAUUAUUGCUAACGAAAAACGAUUUGGAUUGAAUUUCGGUUAUAUUUGUUUUAAAAAGCUAUAAUAUUUACGAUUUUCGUCAAAAUUUUAUUUUAAAUCUCUUAUAAAAAAAAAGUUCAAUUAUAUACUUAUUGUUUUAUUAACACUAAGUACGAAUUAUAAUAAACCUCCUAUCAAAUUUUCAAUCUUGUUUAGUCGAAUAAUUUUAUCCGCAGAGUACCUACCAAAUAAAAAUUAUGUUAAAAUCUAAUGAAAUUAAAAUAUUCAAAAUAGAUCGCAAAUGUCUCAAAAGUUUUCAAAAUUUUAAAAAUAUUGAAAAGGUAAACGUACAUUUUCUGUCGAAAUUUCAAAUGUCUGCUAAUAUUUUUAACUGAAUUAAAUUUUAAAAAUAAAAUUUAAAUUAAUGAAAAAAUUAUUUUCGUAAAUUUUCCGGUCUUUCUACGUAUUAUAUGAAUUUGAUCGAUUGUUUAAAAAAAACCACAAAGAGAAUCAAAACACGACUUACUUGAUCCCCAACUAAAUUAAAAAUGGAACAAAAAAGGACUCUUGUCGUUUAUCUAUCAGAGCAAUACAUAUGGCGGAAAAAAAAAAUUUAAACCAAUGAAAUCGAUAACACCGCAGCAUGCCAUAAAUAUUUUCCAUUUUACUUAUAAUUUUCUUUCGGGUUUUUUCCAUUUAUUUAGAAAACCACUCGAAAAAUCAAAAAAUGACCUCUCUAGUCCACUAAUUAAAACAAAAUUUCCUUUUAGAAAAGGUACUAUACUCUAUACUUGGUGUUCCGAUAUUAUAUCGCACAACUUGUAAAAUUUUGAAUCGGUAUUAAACAUUGUUAUGGCACGUAUAAUUUCACAAAAUAACAAAAGUGAAUUUCCAAAAUAAAAAUCAUAAUAUUUUGUGGCUUAUAAAACAUAUCAUUAAGAGGCCACAGGGAUGACGCUUCUAUUUAUUAUGACGAACAUAAAGAUUUUAAUAACAGUGUUAUGAUACAAAAAGGGACUUGAAGGCUUUGUUACAAUUUCGAAUUGACGCAGGAGAUAAAAUUUUCGAAGAACAUUUAAAUACAUCACAAUGUAAUGCAACUUUUAUGAGUAAGACUAUACAAAAUAAUUUAAUAGAUCGCUGUGGAUAUUUCAUUAAAUAAAAAAAUCAGUAACAAUUUAUAAAAAACAUAUAGCAAAAUUAUAUAGUGUUUUAGCUGAUGAAAAAUCGAUAAUAGUAUAUCUGAACAAUUUACAUUUUAUGUUGAAUAUUUUGAUGCAGAUAAGUGUUUUGAAGAAGACAAUUUUCAUAGAUUCGCAAAAGUUGAAAACGUUACUGGAGAAAAUUUGACUAAUAUUAAAAUACAAUUAAUACAAUUAAUAAUACAAUUAAAAGUUAAUAAUUUUGAUAUUUUAUAUCCACAAGGAUAAUGGUAUGAUGAAAUAACCAACAUGAAUGGUGCAUUUAAGGAGUACAGAGUUGUGAAAUUACAACCCUUUGCUUUCUAUACUCAUUGUGUAAACCAUUAAAUUUUGUAUCAAAUAAAGCUAGUUCUGUUACUCCAAUACGUAAUGCAAUUGAUAUAAUUACAAAUAUUAAUUCCUUGAGAGAAUCUGAUUUAAGAAUAAAACAUUAAAGUUUAAAAAUAACAGAACUUUUUCCAGCUCAAAAAACAGUGAAGGCUAAACAAUUAUGUAAAACUCGCUGGAUCAAAAGGCAUAAAGUGGUUUUACAUUUUUUAGAAAUAUUACCAGCUAUAGAAAGUACAUUGGAUGAUUUAAGUUCUAAUAACUAUGCAAGUAACGAUGCUUAUUCACUAUCCAGAUCAAUUUGCAAUUUGCUAUAUACACGAUAGAGUCUAUUAAAUCUGUAUUGAACACAAUGAGAAAUAAUUCGGCAAAUCGAUUUAAAAUUUGUUUUGACUAAACUAAAAUCAUAGCUAAAAAACUGGAUGUUGAAAUACGGACUCCAAGAAUAACAAACAUACAACGACAUCGAGCAAUCGCCUACCGUAAAUAUCCAUCUGAAUAUUAUCGAAUAAAUCAUUUAUAUACACCUGAAUGAAAGAAUAUUAGAAUAUAAGAAAUAUUAAACGCCACUCAAAAAUAUGAAUCAGGUUUACCCAGUAGUAUUGAAUUACUUCGUGGAGAUGUGUUUAUGGAAAGAGUUACGGAGGAAAAAAAUUUGAAAAACCGAUACUCCUCUAGAAGCUUACAAAUGUGCAUCUAAGAUUCCUAAAAUUCUAAAAAUAUUAUGUAUUAUACCCUUGACAACAAAUUCACAGCGAUAAUUCAGUUCAUUGGAACGAAUCAAAACCUAUUUAUGGUCUACAAUGAAUCAGAAUAGAUUUAAUGGAUUAGCGAUGCUGUAUAUUAAUAAAGCAUAUAAUCAAUACAAUUAAUAAAGAUAUAGCUGUAACCCCAGAAAAGUCAUUGGACAUUUUGCAAAAAAAACAUAAAAGAAAACUUCAAUUACAUUUGAAAUUAUUAGGUAUUAAUAUAUAUGUAUGUUUUUCAUUUAUAUAUUUUAUAAUUUAUUUACUAUAAUAUAAAUAAUGUGACCCCUUUUAAAAAAAAUUCUGGAUCCGCCACUACAAUAACUGUAAUAACAAAUAUAAAUCAUAGUUUGUCGGGAGUUUGUACAUAGUAUCUAUAGCAUAAUGAUCUAUCACUAUAACCACUAUUAUUACAUUCAAAUUGAUAUGCAACUUACAUUGUACAUUGCAUCAGUUUUACAAUCGGUUUGGAAAAAACAAUUGGCCAAUAUUUAUAUCGGUUAUCGGUGUUGGACUAAUUAUUAUAUAUAGUUUAAUAAACGUAAUAAAUUAAAAUAAUAUCAUAAAAGUAAUAAAAACUCAACAAAUCCAAAAUAUAUUUUUUUAAAUAAAUAUUUCAAAAAUAACUAAACUCAACAAUAUUAUAAAAUGCAUAAAUAUGUGAGUACAUGUUUUAUAGUAAAUAAAAUAAAAAUCUUCUAUGCUUUGAUUUAGCAAAACUAUCUGUACUCGGUAGUUGGUAAUUACUAUAAUAAACAGCAAUAUCAUAUUACUUAUAACCGUCUUCGUUAAAAUUAUAUGUGAUACCAAAACACUUUUGUAAAUUACAAAAUUAACGUUUUAGAAUAUAAAUAAUAUGAAUUUAACUAUAUCUACACAUAUUAGGUGUGCUAAACAAAAAUGUAUGGUACCCUUUUGCAUACCAUUGAAUCCCGAAAAUGAUGCUCCUGCUAAUAAUGAACUUUGUAUUAAACUGUCACCAUUUCAAACAAUCGUAUCUAUAUAGUACAUAUCAAUGUAAAAAUCCAUUUUAUCCAUUUGCUAAUAACUCUGUCAAUAUUCAUUUUAUUUUUUCGGUGGGGAAAAAAACUUAACAGAGGAAUAUCUGGUCAAUUGAUUUAUGGAAAUAAACAAUUUCAACAGCAAAAUGUAUUUAAAUUAACAAUCGAUUUUUUAAUGGAAUUUUUAACAUAGGUUAUCUUUUCAAAAUCAAAAGUUGAUGUAGUUGUUUCCCCCAAAAAUAUUAUUUUGUUGUUGAGUGUGUACUGAUAGUUUCUGCAUUCAAGUGAAUCCUCUAAAUCAUACGAGUUUCUGUGACAGCGGUUUUACCCAUAGGCAUGUGCAAACCUUGUUGGCAGGAGGGACAGAAUAUACAGAAUGUUUCACUAAGCGUGCUCAUCUCAUUUUUUAUUGUUACAAUUUGUAUAUAUUCAAAUUCAAAGUAGCAUAGGCGCACAUUAGGUGUAAAUUAAGGAGGCACCAGAAUAAUUUACAGUACAUAUAUCCAUGCACCCAACACUCCCAUAAUUCUACAAUAAUCAACAUUUAAAUUAAAUAUACUUGUAUAUAGACAAAUUUAUUUAUUUAAUUUUUCGUAUUGCUCAUAUAGAUCAAAGCAGUCGCAGUUCAGGGAGUUCGCCAGUCCCUAUUUAUACAGCAUUAAAUUACAUCUUGCAUAUCCUGUUCUGAACCUAAUUAGUCGACACCAAAAAUGUUUAGGUAGUUAAACCAGUUCGUUGUUAUAGGUAUAACUGUAUAACUGUAAGCAAUGGUAAACCACUGCUUAUGAAAAAAACGAUUUUGAGUGGAGUUCAGUCGAUAGUGAUGUUUUGUCAAUAAUAAACAUGGCAUAUUAUGGUAAAAUAAUUAAAAACGCUUUAUAUAUUUUCUUAAAUGAUAUUAAUUUAAUAUUCUACCUAUUUUCCCGUUUUUCAUACGGUUUUCCCGUGUUUUUCCCGGUUUUUCAAAUUUGCUGAGAAAAUUCCGAGAAAAAUCAAAAAGCGAUCUCUUUAAAGUACUUCCCUAGUGAAAUUUCUUUUUAGAAAAAUAGUUAUUAUUAAAAGCUAGAGCAAAAUUGGUAAUAGGAAAGUUGUCCACAGGGAAAAAAAGAACGUAAUAUUUUUGACUAAUUACUACAUUUCUUACAUCUUGCGUCGGGGGUUCCUCCUUUUGAUAGUCAUGAAGAGUAGUUUGAUCCAAUGGUGUGGUCCAAAUUCUAGCUUAGGCGUGUCAAUGAUUUUGGUGAGUAAGCCUUUGAGGGCCACCUUUAGAGGUCUUUCAGUGGCUAUGGGACCAUGUGGUAAUGGCAGUCGGUGUUUGUCUUCUGUAGGUAUUUUUAAACAAUUCGGUAGACCUCGGUGUCCACGCACUUGAGCUUAAUGCCGGUUCCGUGAACCCUAGCCUGGAGGCAAGGUGGAUAUUAGUUUACCCGCCACUCCUUUCCAGGUGGAGUCCUGGUGAAAAAUGGGUGGGAUUUUUAGAAAGUGUUUAUGGGGAAAUUGAGCCAGUUGAGUUGGAUAUACUCACGGGUUUGGACUUGAAUGAUGAUGAUGAAGGUGUUUCACGCUUCCGGAAAUCCGUGUUAUUACGGCCCCAUAACGAUAAGCCAUUAAUUUGAGUUCAUCAAAGAAUUAUAUAUUUAACUUUUCCAAUAGUGUCACAUUAGAUAAUCUUAUAUCCAGUGGUUAUCUUAUAGUUAGUGAUGUUAUUUUUUAUUUAUUAUUACAUAAUUUAUUACGUAUUCAAAAUAUAUAAUCUAUAAUUACUGAUUAAUGUUAUACAAAAUUUUAUUUUCUAUUUGAUAUUGCAAAAUUUUGUAUUAUAAUUUUUAGUUAAUUCGUGAACUAUUUUGAAUGGAAAAAAGUUAAUAUUUUAUCCAAAGCAAUAAACCAUAAUAAUUUAUAAAUGAUUAGUGAAAUAGUGAAAUAAAUUACGUAGAAAAAUUGAGGGUGCUAAAUUAAGACUGAGGGUCUUAGGUAUUGGUCGACUUUGGACAGAUUUUAUCUUUUACAUUUUACGUGCAAUAAAUAAACAUAAGUAAUAAUAGAUUUGAUAAUUAUAUAAUAUAAUUAAAUUUAACGUAACUAUUCAUAUUUUAUUAAAAUAUACAGUAUUACCUAAUAUUCAUAAAAAACCGAUGGUAUUAUAUUAUGUUUUAGCCAACAUCCAAGGUUUAAAACCACUUAGAACACAAGUACCACCAUUACCGUUUAUGCGUGUUUAUAAACUGAAGUAUGAACAAUGGGACGAUGUUUUCAAAAAUGCUGGAGAGUUGACCAUCGAUACAAUUUCUCAAGCAAUAACAAAUGACGGUUUAUGCGCUGUGGCUUUUGAUAAGAUGUAUAGUGUAUGUAAAUUAUAUUGGUUUUUAAAUUCUAAAUGGCAUUAAAAUUUAUAAUAUGAUUAUAAUUACGUUUUUUUUAAAAAAAAGCAGGACUUAAAUCGAAAAAAAAAUUUUGGAUUAAAUUUCGAUUUUGAUUACCAUUUUUGAAUUUGUUAAAAUUUGAUUUUGAUUCUGUUUACCGGUUUUUCAUUUGUUCAAUCUUGUAAAUCGGUUUUGAAUUUGCGUGGUUUGAAUUUUGAUUCAGAUACUGGUAUCAAUUUUUAACAGGAAUUUUAAAUAUAGUUAUGAAUUUUUUUUCAACUAUUUUGACGAAAUGAUCAUGUUUUUAUUUAAAAAAUGGUUUGUUUUCGAAAACCAUGUACCAGGCUAUCAAUGUUGAGUGCGAUAAUGGAACAUAUUUUAUUUCCUUAUGAAAUAUUAAGUGUUUAUAAACUAAAAAUUAAAAUUAAAAUUUUGAUAUUUAUUAAUUGAUUUGGUUUUUUGGUUCUUUUAGAUUCUGAGCGUUGCGAGGGAGCUUUUGGUUUUACAAUGCUGUUUAUUUUUAUUUGUUUUUUCUUUGUUCUAGUCUGUGGACACGUUUUUUCUUGGUAAACAAAUUUAAAAAUCAAAAGACACUUUUUUUAUUUACUUUCUUACGGUUUCUUUGCCAAAACUUUUGAGCUACUGUUGAACUUUUAAGGAAUUUUAAUUUUUAGAAGUUUUUUACUGUAAUUCGGUUAUAAAUACACAUACAGACUUGAACUUGGUCAUAAUACUUAUCUUGGGCUUACCUAAAUGUGGUAAAAUUUCCAAAAUUAUUAGACGAGUUUUUUCUUUUUAAUAAUCGUUUUGAAAUCAAAUUUAAACGAAAAUUGUAAACAAAAUUACGACACUUAAAAUUAUGUAUUACCGAACUGCACUCGGAUUCUUCUUUCGUCAAGCAAUGGUUUAUGGUUGCUUACAGAUAUAAAUGAAAUAAUCUUAUAUAUCCUACCUUCCCAACUUUUCACUUACAACAGUGGCCACUCCCAGUAUCAGCUUUUUUUUUCAUUUUGAUAUGAAUUUUUGAAGAUUUCGGUUUCUGUUUUUUUUUCAGAUUUGUUUUCAAUGCAUUUCCUGAUUUGAAAAUCAGUUUUUAUUUUGUCUAAUUUUGAUUUAAAUUUUAGAAAUAAUUUUUUUUUUUUCAAUUUUGUUUUCAAUUUCGGAAAUAGGUUCUUUUCGAUUUCAGUUUUAGUUUUGGAAAUCGGUUUUGAAUUUUAUAGCUUAAAGUUUGAUUUUUAUGUUGGUAUCAAUUUUUUAACGGUUUUAAUAAGUAUUUAAAGUUGAUUUCGUAAUUGAUUUCAAUCCCUAGAAAAAAGUUUAAAUGUUAUUAUUGUUAUUAUUGAGUGUUAUUGUUUUGGUCAUGAUUUAUAUUUUUCUGAUGCAGUCAACCCCCGGUACAAGUGAUGACAAAGAGAGAUCGGACAAAAUUGUAACAUUUUUUUGCCAAUUAAAAGAAAGGAAUCCUGGAAUAUUGUUUGGAAUAGUUUUACCAAAGGAUGGCCUCUUAAUACAUCAUGGUGAGUUUUCAGAAAUUCUGAUAUUAAAUUUUAAGAGAACUCUCAUCUUAACUAACAUGAAACAUAAAACAAUUACAUUACUUUGUAACCUACCGGCCCGCUAGGCGCUACUUUGCUCAUAUAAACCGUGAGCUAUUAGAGAGUCGAGGGUCAUGCGACAAGCAUGAGGACCAUUUGUAUAUUUUCUCGCCGACCGAACACCGAGACGGUUACGCCGGAGUACUUAGAAUUUUUUUCUUUUUUUUCUUUUCGGUCAAUAUAAUGAUAGGAAGUUGUCAUUUUGUAUAGGAACCUGAGAAGGGGUAAACAGGGUAAUAUAUAUGUAUAUAUAUAUAUAUAUAUUUAUACAUACCUAAUUGUAAUAAUAAAAAAUAACCAGUUUGAUUUUGGGGAGAAAUAAAAGUUGGUAUAUUAAGUUAUUUUGAAACAAACAAAAAGAAGAGAUCAAAAUGUUUAUAUUUAUCAGUCAGGUUAACGUGAAAAAAAGCACAAAGCGUAAAAACUUCACUAGAAUAAUGGGGAACCGUUUGAUGUAAGGUCAUAUACAAAAUCAUGAAUAUAUAAAUAAUCGUAAUGUCAAAACACAUAAUGUCAAAAACAAUUUGAAUAUUUUUCAUAAUUAUAGUUAUAAAUCUGGUGAUAGGCACAAUAAAGGAGUAUGAGAAAAGGAGCAUGUGUGUGUAUGGUACCUAUGCGGAUUUUGUCGAGCGCGCAGCGAUAUUAGACUUAUUUACCUAAGGGGUGAAUAAUUUUCAAUAUUAACAAUUUCUUUUUCUUUUUAUAUAUAUAUAUAAUAUAAUAUGUAGAGGAAAGUCUUUUUUUGUUAGUGUCAACCAGGACAGAAGGACAACUGUGGAUCUUCUCUUUUGACUAUAUGUGUAUAUAUAUAUGUGUAUUUUGAGAAGCUCAGCCAGGGUCACUUCUUACCACGUAUGUGGAAUUACUCCGAUGAACGGGUUACCGAAAUUUGGUGGUCCAUGUUAAUAUCCCUUGAUUGACCUACUGUGAAACCUAGAAAGUUAGGGUGGUUAUACGAAUGACACCUUGGGACAUAGAGUUUUUCCAUGUUUUUUCCCGAUUUUUCUCAUUUAUUGGGAAAACUAGUUAAAAAAUCAAAAAGUACCUCCCCAGUCAGAUUUCCUAUGCUAUCAUUGGAAAUUGAAGCAACAUUUAAUGCUAAUAGAAAAAUUAGUUGAUACGCAAUAAACUGAAAAAAGUUCGAACAUUUUGAGAUUUCCCCCCUCAAGCACAGGGUCCUUGAAGACGAAAACUUAGGAUAGAUAUCCUAGAGUACCCCCAAAUAAUUUUUCAAUAUUUUAUUCACUUUGGAAUACUUUUCAGGUAAAAAGUGGAUAUCGACUAGACUAGUAGUUAAUAUUGCCAACAUCAGAAACUAGAUUGUUAAUUUGUCAAAUUUUUUGUAUUUUUCUCCUCCGUUAUUUUAUAAAUAGCUUGAUGCUUAAAAGUAGCUGAAACUGGGUAGCAGAAAGCAUAGCAACCCUACUUUCUUACCUAUAAAAUAACGAGAUAAGAUAACCAUCUGUAAUUAAUUAUGUAAUAACUAUCAGUUUUAUAUCCCUGUGUGUAACACAAAUUAUGCUGCUAAUGCCACUCCUAAAAAUAAUGGGGAUUGUUAAUACAAAACAAUCCCACUGUUCUAAUUAAUUACUUUAUCUUAUUAUAUAAUAUAUUUUCUGUUUUGUUUAUUACUAAUUAAUAUUGUUUUUUUAUUCUUAUUAAUUAUUAUAUAUCGCUGUAUUAUUGUCUAUAGAUUGUGAUAAUAAUCUCACAAAUUGUUUACUUGUGGGCUACUAGCCCGAAAUGCUUUAAAAUGAAUAACGAGGGUGGUAGUGGCGGAUCCUAGGGUUGUCAAGGGAGGGGUGUCUUUUGUUUUGUUUUUUUUUUUUUAGUAGAUUCUUUUUCAUGUUGUACUCAAUUAUGUAUAAAAUGCGUUACAAUUUAUUUAAAUAAUGAAAUAUGUAGUAUAUUUUUGACAAAUUAAGUCUUACCUAUUCAGGUUUAAUUCAAUUUAAUUUUGACAAAAUAACUUAGGUAAUAUUAAUAUUUUUAUUUAAAUUCAAAAUUAUACUUAACUAACUUAAAAUGAACAACUUAUGUUUUUAUAAAAUUAAAUCUAUAGCUCUAAGCAUCAAACCAGUCAAUCUUUCUUUGCCCCUUUUUGCUUGUAACCAGGUGUUCAAUAGAAAAAUAUAAAAACUGAAAGCAACAAACAAAAAGUUGAAAACAUAUUAUGUACUAAUAAAAUCAAACUAUAAUAGUAGGUACUAACUAAUAAAUGCUUGUACAUUAUAUUCAAUUCGCAAAUAUUAUGACCUUUCAAACAUGUUUAACCCAACUCCGUUCAGAAUCGUUUUUUAUUAGCAAUUAUUAAUUAUAUACACAUUAAAUUUCCCCUUUUCCUUCUCAACUUAUCUACUACAAUGACCCAUCCAUCGUGUGAAGUAUGUUUUUUUUUUUUAUUCCUAAUUGUCAAUCCAUUUUACAAGGUACAAAACAAAUUAUACUUUUCUAUACUAUUUAUCAAUUUUAGCAUUCGAUGUGGCAACGGUGGAUGUUGUUGCUGACUUUUAUAUCGCAAAAACACUUCAUUACAGAAAGUGUUUCUACAAGGUGGACCUUCUUAGUGAUGAGAAUAAAAAAACUACUUAUAACACGGAUUUGGUAAGAAAAUCAUUUUUAACCGGUUUUGUUAUUUUAAGAACUAGGAAAAAAUAAUAUUUAAAUAAAAACCUCGGUAAACAUAGAAUGGUUAUAAUAUACAUACUAUUUUAAUAUUUAAUGUAAACAGAAACACGCUAAAAGUAUUACAUAAAUUGACGUUAUCAGAAAAGAUAUAUAUUAUUCAAAAUUCGUUAUAAAUUUACUAAUUUUAAUAAUAUUGUAAAUGUUAAUAUUUCUGACAAUGUUUGGAAUUUUGUGAAUUAAUCACGCCAAAGCAGCAAUCCAAAGAAUUUGGAUGCAAUUUGGUAAUAAAAUAGAAUAUGGGGUCUAGGACAAAUGGAUGCGAUCGUCCGGACGUCGCCACAUGGAUGAGAGGAACAUCUAGACGCCGCCGUUAGGGCGCAAUAGAAAAACAAUAAUAAUGCAAUUAAAUGAAUACAAAUAGAAAAACUCAAUACAAUUAAUAUUAAAUUCGUAUACAUAAAAAAAGCAUAUUGAUAAUAAAAAUGUAUUUAAAUAUUACAUAUUAUUACGAAAUUAUGGAAUGUAUGUGCAAAGGUGUUCUCAGGAUUUGUUUAUUAGGGAGGAUAUGAAAAUGUGUUAAAAAGUUAACCGUGUUGGUUAAGCUCUCACACCCCCUUUCUUAUACAAAAACAACAUAAAUUAAAUUAUAAAAUAUUAUAAUUUUGAUUAAAACAUUGAAUUUAAAAUUGGAAUUAUAUAAUAAUAAUGUGAAUAGUUUAGAUUAUUAUCUGUGGACUAUUGAAUAACAGUAAAAAUAGAACAUAAUAAUAAUAAAUCGAAUUUUAUAAACUUAAAAAUAAACUUGCGAUAACGUCAUAGGAAUACCAGAUUUCAAAAUUAAAAAUACGAGACAAACCUAUACACCAUUGGGUAUACAAAUUUAACUUUUACAUUUUACAAAUUUAUUUAUAACAAAAUCAAAUAUCUACUAAUUUAGAAAAUGUAAAGAUGAAAAUGAGAUUACAAAUAUUUUAUUUGGUAAAUUAUUGAGAUAUAGAUAAGGAACUCUUUUUACAGUUUAGUAAUAAAUGACAAUAUUCUUACAUACAAAACAUAUUUUUAAAACUUGACAGUAAGCAUAUCUCUACUUUACUUAUUAAAGUUUUAACAUUGUUAAAUAAAAAGUCAUAAAUGUGUAUAUGAAAAUAAAAGUAAAAAAAAAAAAUAAAAAACAAUGUAUACUUUUAUUAAAAAGAUAACAAUAUAAAUUCAAUAACAAUUUCAAAAUCUACAAAAUUAGAUUAGCAAACCACAAAACUGAAGUUGAAGUAGUUGAAAUUAAGACUAAAUUAUUAAGUAACUAUUAUUUUGUUAUUUAUCUCUUGUCACUAUUUUCUUUAUGCUUACAAAAAUAAAUAGUGGGUAAAAAAUAAUAUUAAUUUUUUGAAGUAAAUAAUAUCAUUCAUGACUGGUAACUGAUAAGAAACUAAUAGUUGACAAUAAAGUUUGGACCUCGGAUAUUGAUGCUAGAACCAAUUUCCGAAUCGAUCACUGUACGGUAAGCUAAGACUGGUAGGAACUGCAUAGCCUUAAAUCAUAUACAAUGGAUGGAGCCACAGCUCAAUAUUUUGAUUGCGUGUUAGCGACGAGUCGAAUUUUAUCCUAAUGCUUUAAUAUGAUGUGGUAAAUAUUAAAUAGAUAACUUAAAGGAUAAAUGAUAAUAAUGAUACACAUUUUAAUGAAUUAAAACUUGAAUUUAUUGAAUUUAUAAUAAAAUAAAAUCUGUAUAAAGUACCUAUAAUACAUUAUAGAUAAAAACAAAAUAUAUAUGUCGAUAAUUUGAGAUAAAUAUGUGACUAGUUGCCGACCCGCAUACUCCCAUGCGCACUAAAGAUUACUUACCUGGUAACUCGUUGCUAAUACGUACAUCAUCGAUAUUAUAUAUAAUUUAUAGGCUGUGGCUCACUGUUAUACAUUGUGUAAAGGCAUAGGCAGGAUGUAGCAUUUAUAUAAUCAGUUAAUCAGUGGUUGAAAAAUAUUUUAAUCUUGACAUUUGAAAACACAUUUUAAAAAUUAUUUACAAAUAAGUAUAAAACAAUAAUGUAUUAUACUUUUACGGGACACACAGGACAAACAUUUUAUGAUAUGGGACAUUUUCACGAUGUUUUAUCUGAGACACCGGGACGCUGUCAUGAAUUACGGGACGUUCCCGAAUAAUACGGGACGUAUGGCAUCCCUAGAUAACGAUGCAAUCGUGUAUAUAUAUAUGUAAAAUAUAUGUAGCACCAUUUCUGAAUGGAAAUAUUUUCUAAAUCGUGCUUACUGCACAGGACUUACCGUCCUUGUUUAACGUCGUCUCAUUUAGCGUUGUUUCGCUAUUGCAUCGUAGAAGUUUAAGUCCUUAUGUUUCGUUUUACACUGCAACGGUUUCAUUAUAACGUCGUCUGUAAUACAUGUGUUCAUCAAAUGUUUGUUAUAUGUAUGUAUUUAAUAUAAAUAAAUAUGAAAAAAAAAUAUAUAAAUAUUAUUUAUAUAUAUUCUCUAUAAGUCGUAUAAACCUAUAAUAUGUGCCUAACUUUUAAAUUGCUUAAAUUGCUUAAAAUGCAGAUAAACAGUCAACACUAGACUCAUUUUUUAAGAAAUAAAAUUGUAAAUACGUAUGUAAAUCUAAUUAUAAUAAAUAAUGAAUAUGACUAUAGUAAAAACAAAGCGACAGUUAUUACAACUACCAGUGAUAGGAUAUGUUGGAUAACCAAAUAAAACAGCCCACCUACAGUAUCUGAUACAGUUGUAUAGAUUUGGAAGAGUAUAGGUAAAUUAGGAUUAAGGUUAGAAAAACUAAAUGCAGAAGCUGGGUGAACCCACAAAAGGGAGGAAACCAGUAAUGUGUGUAGAAUAUAUUUAUGCCUUCCACGGUUUUCUACAUCAAUGAUUCCUACUUGACCAACACAGUAGCUUAAAGUGGGGUGCUUAUAUGUCAGCGUCGCGCUUAAUUAAUAUUGUGAAUUAAUGUGUGGCGUACUUAGGUGGCAAUAUUGUUUAAAAAAUAUUAUUUGUGAUUGAGCUGGUAAUUGUAUAACGUCAUAUUUGAUCAUUUAUUACAAACAUUAGAUAUUUAAUGUAUUACAACAAUUAGUACUAUAAAUUGUAAUAUUUAAAAAAACAAUACUAUUAUUAUUAUUAUUUAAAAGCUUUUACAGACCAUUUAGACCUUUUGCUCCUUUUACCAGAUUACUCUAUACAUUUUUACUAUCUGCAUCCUUAAUUCCCGUAGUAUUGUUUACUUGAUUAAAAUCUCCCUUUACCUGAACAAAUCAUAUCUGAAACGGUCUUCCACUGGGGCGUAAUCUAUUUAAUUUAGAUACUAGCACUUGUCUUAUUAGGCUGUUUUUUGAAUUGAAACAAGACAUUUUUUGAUAUUGAUUCAGUUAUAAACUUCAAAACAAAAAUGUAGUGAUUUAAUAUUUAAACCUUUUAUAAUAAUUUCUAAAUCUAAAAUUGUAUUUGGUUUCGUUAUCUGUGCAACUUUCGUGGAACAAAACCUCCACAGAUAACUAGGUAUUACUUAAAUUUUCCUUUAAUCACAGGAGCGAGUAUUAUUAAUUAAAUUAUAAAAAAAAAUACACAACAUAAUAAAACCUAUACAGUCCUGGUUUGACUCACAAUCUAAAUAUGUAUUAUUUGGGAGAUACAGGAAUAUUUAUUUUUUUAUCCAAUACUGAGUAUAGAUAAUGCCUUAUAGAAAAGUUAUUUUGUUCAUUAUGCUUUAUUUAGCAGAUUUAAAAUAUUUAAAAACAAAACUGUAAGUGGGGAUGGGAGUGACCACUGUUGUAGGUUAGAAGUUGGGAAGGUAGGAUACAUGCGGUUAUUUCAUUAAUAUCAGUAAGAAACGAUAAAUCGUUUCUGACGAUUCCGGGUACAGUUCGGUAAUACGUAUUGAAGUACCGUAAUUUUUUUUGCAAUUUUCGUUUAAAUUUGAUUAAAGUGAUUUUAUUUAUCGAAUUAUAAUAAUGCAUUUAAAAUAAUUGCAUUAUAUGAUAAUGAUAGAUGAGAGGGAAAGAAUGUUUAAUUUUACAUAACUCUUUAAUUUCCUUUCGUUAGGUAUCCAUUAUGUCAUAAUAAAUUGCAUUUAAAACAUAGUUAUAUAAUUGGUACCUAUUUCAAAAAUUCAAACUUUUCUCCAAUAGGCUUAAUUGGAAGAAAUUUGCGAUUUUUACACUAAAAUAAUUUAUAAUUUGAAUGAUCAUAUGAAUAUAUUUUAAAAUUUAAAAUUGUAUUAUUUAAAGAUUUAAAACAAGUUUGAUUUUAUUUUAAAUGUAUAUUAGGUAAAAAUAAUACCUUAAACAUAUUGAAUUUUAAAUACUUAAAUAUUUAAACAAUUUAAAUGACUAUCUAAUAUGAUUUUUUGCAUUUAUAAAUUAAUCUGAACUAGAAAUAAAUACAGAAUUGUAGAACUAUGUUUGAAAUUAAAUAUUUUUUCAUUGUUUUAGGAAGAUUCAAUUAAGCAUUUACAAAACCGAAAAUACGACUUGAGCAAAACGUUAUUGACAAUAGACAUUAAUGCAUAUAGCUUUAAAGUUAAGGUUUCUGAUAAUAAACAAUUCCAAACUCACACUUAUGGAGAAGUAAGUAGAUAAAUUGAAUGUCAAAACAAAAAAAUAUUAUUAUUUAGUAAAUUAUAUUCUAAUAAGUAUACAAGGAGAUUUGUUUAUUAAAGAACACUCAUUAUUUCGAAAAGUAUUCAUUAAAAAAAAAAAAAAAAAAAAUGUAUUUUUGACAAUUGAAGAAACAUGCAGAUUUAAAAUAUUACAUUAGCAUUAUUUUUUGUCACGCCCGUAUUUUUUAAUUUUUUAAAACAACUCUAAGCAACAAAUCAUGGUUCGUCUAUUCGUUGCAAAAAAAAUUUAACAAAAGACGAAGUUGUUAUUUGAAAAUUCGAAAUGUAAACUUAUUUCAGGUAUAAGGAGUAAUGAUAAAAAUUUGUCCUAAGAUAAUGGAGAAGGGUGCAGUGGCUGUUGUAGGUGGAAAGUGGGGAUGGUAGGAUACAGAAGGGAAUUUAUUGUAUUUCUGUAAACAACGGUUAACCAUUGCUAAUAAAAAAACUAUUCUAAACCGAGUUUAAUUGAUAGUGAUGCUUUGUGAAUAAUAUUUAUGCCUAUUAUUGUAAUAUAAUUAAAAAGACAUUAUAUAUUUUCUUUAAUAAUAUUUCUUUAAUCAUUACACACAUUUUCCCGUUUUUCAUGGUUUUCUAUUUUUUUCCCCGGUUUUUCACGUUUGCGGGGAAGAUUUCUGAAAAAAUAAAAAAAAUGACCUCCCAAAAAUACAUCCCAAAUCUAAUUUCCUGUACAUAGCAUCUUUGUAAAACUAUAACCUUCUUCGCUCCACUCAAAAUCUAAAACGUUCAUUAAAUUAAUGUAGGAUUUUGUAUAUUUAACAAAAUAUAUAUAAAUAUAUUAACCGUUUAAUAGUUUAAAAUCAAUUUAUCAUCUAUGUAUAUGAUGUAUGAGGAUUUUACAAUAUUCGAGGUUUCAGAAAUAGUUACUAACUUAUAAUAUUAUUUAAAGCAAUAGCAACAUGAUACAUGGAAUGAGAUAUGCAUAACAUAUAUUUAUAAUAGUCUUAAUGCAGUAAACGUAUGGGACACCUUGGCACAAUAGAUUUGGGGAUGUGGAACACGGUUGGCGGUGUGGUUUGUGGAAUCUCGAUUACGGGCCGUGCCUACGUGGUAUUUGGGAUAUGAGGGGGUAUGAGGGGUCACGUGAGUGUCGGAUCGAGUGUUGCCUCGCGGAGCAGGAUAAUGUACGAGGUGAUUCAUUUAAGUGGGUACACUCAUUACCUCUGAAAGUAUUAACUUUCUCCAGAAUUUGUUUUAUAGAACACUUAAGAAACAAGUUGCUCCAUAAUUUUAUAUUUGUGUUAUUUUUUGUAACCCUUAUUUUUGAGGGUAAAACAACUACCUACUUUUGAUUAAAUAGCAACCCAUAUUAAAAAGUCCAUAAAAAUAGAUUGAGUAUUAGUUAAAAUACAUUUUUAUGUUGCAAUUUUUGAUUUCUGUCAAGCUGUUGACGAGAUAUACAACUUUUAAUUUUAGGUUGAAGGAGAUGGUGUAUUAUUAACAUGUCACGCGUGCCAUAACGCCACACUAAUGAUACUCCAUUCCUCCAACCCAAACUUAAAACUAGAAUAUAUUGUCAACGGCUUGACAGAAAUCAAGAAUUUCAAUAGUAAAAUUUAUCAACAAAAUUUAAUAUUCUCCAAUAAAUCUUAAUUUAAUUUUUUCACUUGUUUAAAUUAUGUACAAUAUAAUCUUCGGUGUCACAUCAUUUUAUCGCGGUAAUUUCAAUGUUGGUCAAAUGAACGCGGUCAUUUAAUGCAAGAUAAUAGGGUCCUCUUUUUUUUUAAUUUGUAUUAAAUAUUAAAUAAAUAUAAUACUUAAUAAAUGCACACGCAUAAUAAAUAAAUUAAAACCAUUAAGAACCAAUCAAUUUUUCACUCGCUGACUUAUUAUAAAUUAUAAAGGCAUUUUAAUAGAAAUUAUGCGUCGUAAGUAUCGGCAAUUACUAAACAGUGAACACAUAAAAUGCAUAUUUAUUAUCAAUUAAAUUUAUCGUUCCCAAUAAUUAUAAAGAUAGGCAUGAUCAAUUUUCCAAUGUAUUUUAAAAUGUUAUAUCUAAUAAUAUAAUAAUUAUAUAAUGUCUGUAUAUAAUCUUUAGAAAUAUCUAAAAUAUUGUUACAUAAUUUGUACAUUUAUUUUGAAAAAAUAUCAAUUACAAUAAUUAAAAAAAAAAAAUGCGUCAAAAUAUGCUAUGCGCCCAAUGUCUCACCUCAAAAUAACCGCGUCCAUUUGACUCACGUAAAAAUUACCGCGUUGAAGUGACGUAGAUUCAUAUUUUUUUACUAAAUAUUUUCUGUUUCAAUUGUAAACAAAUCAUAUUUAUUUGUUUUCUAUUUACGAAAUUUAUAUUCAUACUUGCUACAUUAAUAAUAUAUUUCUAGUAAUAAACUCAUAACCUAUAACAAUGAAAAUAAAAUAAUUCUAUUGUUAUAUUCUACAUAUUUAAAAAAAAUUAUAUGGUAUUAGAAAAAUGAAUUAUUAGGAAAUAAGGCAUCUAGAGUAUCAAUAUCUAUGAUAAAUGGCAUCGAGAAAAAAAACGUUUGGGGGACACGGACUAGACACGGACGUUCAAUUCAUAAUUAUAUAAUCAUGGAUUCUCAAUGAAUCUGUAAUUUCGGGAGAAGGAGCGGAGUUGCGAGACUCACAUACGUCUUUAUAUUGCUGCCUCAAAACACCUAAUAAAUAUCAGAAAUCCGCUGUACGCUUUUUUGAUAGACUUUAAUCUAUCUAUUGUAUCAAUUGCUAAACUCCAAAAUUUAAUUUUAAUUUUUAAAUGAAAUGGGUAAUAGGGCUAGCAGGGGUAGCAGGGCUUUAUUUGCGGGGGAGAAGUUCAGGGGUGCGGGGUUAAAUAUUUUCAAAGUGUAACACUUCUAAUUUUUCUUAAUUUUCUUAAUUAGGUUGAAUUCAAUUUAUCAAUUUAUUCAAUUUUAUUCACAUUUAUCAAUCAAUAUCAUCUAUUUUACUAUUACUUCAAUACAAUUCAUGUUAUUAAAAUGGUUUAAUAGUAUAAUGUAUACUAUAAGUAAUAUAACAGGUGAUUUAUAAUAAUGGAAAUAUCACACUUUGCUUAAUUUUAAUAUUUUCAUUAACAAUAUAAUUAUUAUAAUAUAUUCUUUAUAAUAAUAUUCUAGAAUCAUUAUUCCCUCGAAAAGGAGUUAAUAUUUUGAAUUUUUGAAUUACAUCAUAAAUAUAUUAGUAUGAUAAGCGAAUUUAGUAAGAAUCACGAUUUAAAAUUAGUAAAAUAACGAUCACCUAACUAUUACAUUUUCUAAAGUUUCCUAAAGUCAACUAUGUGUAUUUUCAGUUGUGUAGCCAUAAAAUGUCCAAACAUCGUCACAUGUGCACAGAUACUCUGGAACAGUUUUUUAACAAAGUAAGAAAACACUAUAUAUAUAUAUAUAUAUAUAUAAUAAAACUUAAGUAUAGGUAACUAUGUGAAUAUUAAGCGAAAGUAAUGGAUGUUUUUUUUUAGGCAAAAUUGGCUUUUCAAUAUAAAAUGUUGGGUAUAUAUGUAGUGUAUUUAGAUUCUGAUGAUGUUGGUGGUAAAUGUGGCUGUAGUGAUGAACAGAACUCAAAAAAUUAUCCCAUAUUAAAAGUUAUGGCGAAAGCGUUGGAUGGUGCUUUUACAAGUGGUGUUCUAAAUAAUUGUAAUAGUUUCGGGAAGCCUCAACCUGGUGAUAGCUAACCUUAAUCAAUAACAUCUAUUAAUUAAAACACGAAGGUUUAUUUUUUAAUA